AACGUCGUUAUAGACCAGGUGUGGCUGUUGUAGAUGGAAGAAUAUACAUUCUCGGAGGAGAAGAUGGUUGGGAGCAUUUCCAUGACACAAUCGAAUGUUACACGCCAACUUUGGACUCUUGGACCAUAGUUGGUGAAAUGUUGACUGGCCGAUCUUGGUUGUCCUGUGCACCACUUAGGAUAAAAAAAGAGAUUCUAGGUGAUUUGGCAACACCUAUGUCUUGACAUCCACGAGCCUCCACUAAUCAGGCACGGAACACUCUGUGGAAAUAAACACAGAAAAUCUGUGUCCUCUUCCUCUUCUGCCUUGAGGUCGUUGUAAUCUUGUGAGAAGAAAACCUAUUCAUAGGAACUGAAAGUAAUGUAUGAUUAGUAGUUGUAAAAUCAUGUCAUGUUAUCAGAGAUUUUUUUCAUCGAACAUAAAUGGUGUUUAGAAAGGAGAGAGCAUUUUGGUGGAGGCUCCAUGUUAAUAUGAAGAGAAUUGUACGGUACUAUUCAAUUUUAUACAUUUUUUUAUAUUGAGGUUUGAUUUAAGUAUUUUGUUAUAGAUUUUUAUACUUUAUUCAUGAGAAUGGUCAUAAAUAGUUAAUCAGUGCUGAUUAAGUCAUCAAGGAAUGUCAGAUGUUUAUGGUAAUUUAUUUUUGACAAAAUUCUGAAUUGCAUGAAUAUGUCCAUUAAAUUACAUAAAUGUAAAAUGUUUGCCACUGCAUGGCUUGAUCACCUUUUUAUGUUACCUUUGUGCUGGCUGCUAUAUAUUUAAUUUUAACUAACUGCAUAAUGAUGGUUCAUGUAAUUAUCUUUUUGAAAUGUCCAUAUUAAUCGUUUUCAUUUCACUUUAAUGGCAUAGUGAUGUAUUUCUGAUGUGUAACACAACUUCGUGUUGGAUGUAAGUGUGCAGAUCUGGGAAGAUUUUCUUUCUGGUCAUCAUAGUCACUCAGGACUCUGUACAGUGUUCACGGCUGGAAUGAAUAAUAACUAGUAGCAUCAUAAGGAAAGAAACAAUAGGAUUAAUGGAGGAUAAAGGAUGCUUGUUACAAAGUUGUUUGGAAGGAUUUAGACUUCCACAAAAUGGCUAAGUAGAAAAAAGUUGAGAGAUCCUUUGUCAGACAUAAUUCUCAGUUCAUUUAGGUUCCUUUGAGAGUGAUAUCCUUUUAAUAGAACCUACCAUGCUUAAACUUGUGAUAUAUUCUUAGGGCAUUACUUACCUUAUUUUACCUGGUAAAAUUAGAAAUGUGAACACUAUUUAGGAAUAUCAAAAUUUACUCUCAACUCCAAUAGCUCUUGAUCUCUUAUAUAACCCAUUGCUGCUCACACCAGACCAGAACAACCUGUUGCUCUUUUCAUUAUCAAUUUUUUUUCUUGCAUGAUAGCAGGAAUUCCUUUGCGAUAUUUUGUUCUCUUACCAUUACCUGCGGCAAAUGUUUAUUCUGUAAACCAGGCAAUAUAUCACUGUUUAUCCAUAGACACCUGCAAUAGUAACAAAGCUGCUUUGUGAUUAUCUCAUUUUUACGUAAGUUUUUAUGAUGAUUGCCUGUAAUCAAAGAAAACAAAAUGUUCUGUGUUUUGAGAUGUGUUAGAUUGUUAUCUCCACUGUUAAAUGCAUUUUGUUUUUCUAUUUUGUAUAGAUGAAAGUUUUUUUUUUUUUUUUUUUUUUUUUUUUGUCUUAUGUUAAGUGCUGAACUGAAAUGGGGCUAAGGAUAGUAAAGAUAGGUGUUAGAACUGAAGUAUCUUGUGCUUUGCAUAAGAAUUGGACAUAUUAAGAAACCAGUAAAGCCUCUUGGUUGUUCAUUGGUACAGCUAGUGGAACAUAGUAUGUGCUGUAAUGGGGACUGUUUCAGUGUUCUUGUCAUUAAGUGUAUGACUUCAGGAAUUAAUGCAAAAGAGAAAAACAAAGCUAGUUAGCCACAUUCUUAGCUUUGUGUGUUCUCGUAGGUUCAGGUAGUGACAUCAUGGCAGCAGAUGACAUGCACAUCCAGUGUUGCAGUAGAUGACAGAUAACUGCUGGCAAAAAUACCAAUGAAAUCCAGAAUAACAUAAAACAGGCAUUAGACAAUGGACCUAUUUCUUUGCUUUUGUUAGAACAGUGAGGCAUUUUGUUGUGUGCAUAAUCUCAGUGUUCCUACUAGCAAAUGCCAUAAUUUUGUAGUUGCUUUCCUUUUUUUUAAGUUUUAAUUUGUAUAUUAUUAAAUUCCUUUUUGUAUUAUGUGUAUGCAUAAUUCAUAUACGUAUUUAGUAAGAGACACUUGCUUCUCUUUUCACAUAGCUGCAUUAUCGGUGAA
This is a messenger RNA of Macrobrachium nipponense, 2278 nucleotides long. RefSeq names its product kelch-like ECH-associated protein 1B. The record is from RefSeq and is a predicted model, not a curated record. Gene Ontology annotation, molecular function: protein binding. NCBI's taxonomy places the organism in Eukaryota, Metazoa, Arthropoda, Malacostraca, Decapoda, Palaemonidae.